UCGGAAAGUCCCGGCGAGGUGACAUCACAAACUCCUAAUAUUCUGGACGCUUCUUGCCAUGGAAGUACAAGCCGAGCAACAGGCCAGAAGUACUGAAACGUGAAGAUCUACCCAGACAUGUAAGAUAAGAAAAGUGGAAGAAAAUGGGCAAGGAUAAGAGAGAUGUAGAAAGAGGACGGUGUAUGAAAUGUAAAUGUGGUGAGUAUAUAGCUCACACGAGCCCCGGAAAUCAAAGCUGUGGGUACUGUGAAUGUGGGCCGAUGCAGCAUGAAGAACUUUCAAGCUCGCCAACUACAGCUCAAGCUUUCCAUCAUUGGAGAAAAGUGCCAGAUCAUACAGGGCAAACCUCGAAUCCUGGUCAACUUCAGGACAACUGUAUGACACAAACCAAACAAAGCUACAAUGAGAGGGGACCAACUGCAUUGAAGCAUAGAGUUGAGGAGAAAGGCAACGACCCAAAUCAUCUUGGGAUCGAGCGUCUUGCAGGAGGAAGGGGCAGCGGGUACUACGGAAAAGCAGAAGACACCUUCAGCUCUCAGCAAACAUGUAGUGAACAUUUCGAAGAAGUUGAACCUGACCUAUAUUCAAAGAGAGGCUCACCAAACAGCGAUAGUGGGCACGGGACAAGUAUUGAACCCUCGACACCAUCUGCCGCCAACACGCGAUUUCAAGAAGGUCUAUACAGCUCUGCGCAGUUCCAGAAACAGAACCUGGUGCCUGCAUAUGGAAUCAACACUACUGACAGUGAUAGCGGACAAAAUGGUGAAGUUUUGAAUCUUAAAAAACAGGACAUGCAACUCCGGAUCCGUGAGAGCCAUGUGCAUCAACUGGGCCAAGAACAGCCCCAGUCAUCUACAACGUAUAUGAACCAACAAAGGUAUACGCAAAGGCAAGCAGUGAUACAACAGCAUUCUGACUCAACUGAACGCCAAGGGUCUUCCUAUAUUGUCCACCAGCAAAGGUAUGGAGGAAAGUCACCCGCAAUGGAACAGCACCAUAUAGCGAAUCAGCAAUAUGGUGGCCGUGUUUCCCAUAAAACAGACAAUGAACGUGGAAGUGGAUCACUGCCUCUCUUGCAGGAAAGGCUGGGACAACAGGAAGAAUCUAUGCAUACGAAAAAUGUUCCAGAUCGAUCAUUUACACCUGAUCCCUUGGGAAGCAACAAACAACACAGUGCCCUUCCUACCCAAAAACAGCAUGGGGAAAGGUCAGAUGGUACAGAAAACUGUCAUGAUCUGAUUCUACCAAAUGGACGCCAUGUUCUUCAGACAGGUGAAAACUCCAAUCAAAUACCAGCAAAACAACUACGAAACGAGGCUGUGGGGAGCAUGGAACAGAAUGACAUUCAAAACCAGAUCCAUGACAGCCCUAGUACCCACCAAGAACCAGUUCAACAGAGGGAGCCAACAGCCGUUUCAGCACAGUACGAUGAUUCAAGCCAUUCCUAUAGUCACAGUAGUUCUCAUACACCGUCUGAGAAAGAUGAGGAUAUCAUGUCAAAAAUGAAGCAUUUGCACCUUAAGCUACAGAAGCUUGAAGAGGAGCAAGAAUCAGUUAAAAGAGAGUUGAAGAACAUUUUAUCCGGUGUCAACUUACCUGUGUCAGAGAUAGAGAUCAAGGCAAGUAUGGUACUACCUGUGCAAGCAAACCGUUCUGACAACCUUGUCCAGUCGCUACCAACCUGGAAGCAGCACAUGAUACCUGGCUGUUCAGUUCAGGACAAAAACCUGAUGGAGGCUAAGUUUACAUUACCACCAUGGCAAAAUCCUCUCAACCAGGGUAUAGAUGUAUCAAGAGAAGAACAGAGUGGCUCUGGUCGAGCAAACAGACCACUUGAAACCUCUGAACAGUCCCUUCAACCAAUGCCCAAACCCUUGGUAAACUACGAUUCUGAGCCCGAUGAGAAUAGCCAGUCAGAUGUAUUAGACAUACAUGGACAGGAGUCAAGAGAACGUGGCACUAGCUUCAGUCAGGGCUCCGUCGGAGUUGAAAGCUCUGAGCAAUCCAUUCAACUAGUUGCCAAACUUGACAGCAACAAGUCUGGCAAUGAUGGAAAUAAACGUUCACCCCCAAGACAGAGCUCACUAGAUCAGCGUGCAGACAUAUCUGAAGAGCAACAUGUGUUAAAAUGUAAAGGGGAUAGUUCUGAGAGUGAGCAUUCAGCUCGUCUCAAUAGGACCCCAAUAAAAGUUAACUUCGCAUCAUCAGCAAAGCAACUUCCACAGGAUGCUUCAGGAGAGGCAUUGAUGGCAGAUGGCCCCAACCUGGGCUCCACACCAUGCCAUAGCUCUGGAAAACACACACGACAGGUCAACAAACUUGAAGACACUUAUUUUCAAAAUGAUACAAUUGACUGUUCACUCCACGAUAACGACAAACUAAUGGAAACAGAAUCUUCAGCAGAGCUGAAGGAAGAGGCAAAUUUGACGGGAGGGCAACAGGCUGACACUAACACGAGAUCUGCACAGUUUCCUAACCCUGAACAGUCUCCACAAUUAACUCCUAAGCCUAACUGUGUCUCAGAUAGAAGUAAUGAUCCAAAUCACAUCAAAGAAAGCACCCCAGGUUCAGAGAUGUCAAAGAAGCAAGAUGAACCAGUCCCGAGCCCAGAGGGGUCAAGGAAGGAAGAUGAACCUGUCUCAAGUCCAGAGGUAUCAAGUACGCAAAAUACACCUGUCUCAAGUCCAGAGGUAUCAAAAAUGCAUGAUGAACCUCGAUCAAGUCCAGAGGCGUCAAGAAAGCAAGAUGAACCUGACUCAAGUCCAGAAGUGUCAAGGAAGCAAGAUGAUCCAGUUUCAAGUUCAGAGGUGUCAAAGAAGCAAGAUGAACCUGUCUCGAGUUCAGAGAUGUCAAGGAAGCAAGAUGAACCUGCCUCCCGUCCAGAGGUGUCAAGGAAGCAAGACGAACCUGUCUCAAGCCCAGAGGUUUCUAAGAAGCAAGAUGAACCUGCCUCACGUCCAGAGAUGUCAAGGAAGCAAGAUGAACCUGUCUCGAGUCCAGAGGUUUCUAAGAAGCAAGAUGAACCUGUCUCGAGUCCAGAGGUUUCUAAGAAGCAAGAUGAACCUGUCUCACGUCCAGAGAUGUCAAGGAAGCAAGACGAACCUGUCUCAAGUCCAGAGGUUUCUAAGAAGCAAGAUGAACCUGCCUCACGUCCAGAGAUGUCAAGGAAGCAAGACGAACCUGUCUCAAGCCCAGAGGUUUCUAAGAAGCAAGAUGAACCUGCCUCACGUCCAGAGAUGUCAAGGAAGCAAGACGAACCUGACUCAAGUCCAGAAGUGUCAAGGAAGCAAGACGAACCUGUCUCAAGCCCAGAGGUUUCUAAGAAGCAAGAUGAACCUGCCUCACGUCCAGAGAUGUCAAGGAAGCAAGACGAACCUGUCUCAAGCCCAGAGGUUUCUAAGAAACAAGACGAACCUGUCUCAAGCCCAGAGGUUUCUAAGAAACAAGACGAACCUGUCUCAAGCCCAGAGAUGUCAAAGAAGCAAGACGAACCUGUCGCGAGUCCAGAGGUGUCAAAGAAGCAAGAUGAACCUGUCUCGAGUCCAGAGGUUUCUAAGAAGCAAGAUGUGCCUGUCUCAAGUUCAGAGCUGUUAAGGAAGCAAGAUAAACCUUUCUCAAGUCCAGAGAUGUCAAGAAAGCAGGACGAACCUGUCUCGAGUUCUGAAGUGUCAAGAAAGCAAGAUGAAUCUGCCUCACGCCCAGAGGUGUCAAGGAAGCAAGAUGAAGCUGUGUCAAGUUCAAGCACACUAUUGCCUAAAGAUAAGACUUUUUUGGUGAGGCCACAGAAGCACGAGGUUCCUGUCGUUAAUUCAAAAACGUUAAAGCAGGGUGUGCCAGCUUUCAACCCAGGGGCAGUGAAUAUACAAUCAGAUUACAGUCGCAGCAACACACGGCUCAAAUGGAGGGAUCAACACGGCACCUUCCACCCAACAGUACACGGAAAGAACAUAAAGAUCGAAAGCAAUGGUGCGACUGCGCGGAGAGACCAGUGUUACACGGACGGCAUUUGUUUCAGCCAACUCGCAAUCAAGAUGGGAUGUAACAUCCACCUGAAGAUUGUGGAGAGCAGAAGAUUCAGAGGCUCCAUGAGAAUUGGAUUCACGUCCAAAUGUCCAGAGGACAUGUCGGCAGAGUCACUACCAGCGCAUUCUUACCCUGAAGUUCCGGAAGGGUUUUGGAUAAAGCCUCUCCAUGACAACCUUGCACAGCAGGGGUAUGUGGUGACGUACAUGGUGGACUCAUCAGGAGAUGUGUUCUACUCUAUCAAUGGAGAAGAGAAAGGACUGUUCUUCAGCGGUGUAGAUGUGUCCCACGACCUCUGGGCUGCUGUAGAUAUCCAUGGCAGUACCAUAGCUGUCCAGUUUGCCAAUGAUCAGGUUGUGGCUGAUGCAAUCGAAAAAAACAUCCAUGAAGGUGACCAGGUCGUGCUGCAAGUAGAAUCGGUGGAGACCCUUCAACUGUUACAGGAAGGACAUGGAGGGAUGCACCAUGAUUUGGAAAAGGCAAUCGGAGAUACCAGCACUGGGGUAGCUAUUCGGAUUGAUGAUGACGAGGAUGUGCGAGUAUAUUACAAAAAGCACAACAGAGUCUGGUGCAUCAAUCCAGCUGCUCUUCGUAAAGUAGGAAAAGUUGACACUUCUGUCAUCAUCAUGGAAGGAGAUCUGGUGUUAAUUGGGAGGGACGAAGACAAGAUCAAGGCGUUGCAAAAGGAUCAUGGUGAAUGGGUCGAAACAAUGGGAAGGACCCUUGGAAAGGUGGGAAGGGUAACAAAAAUCACCCACCAAGGAGACCUUCGUUUGCGAGUUGAUGAAAAGACUUGGACCUAUAAUGCAGAAGCCGUGAAAAAGAUAACAAUGAAGAAAGGAACUACACGACAUUCAGGAAACUGUGACAAAGGACUUCACUACUGGAAGAGGGGCGUGGCCAAAGUGUGCACUGGAUGUGGUGAAUGUACAGCCAACGGUACUGAAUGUCAUCUACAAGGUUCACCUUUUCGUUCACGGGGGAGCCCAUGCGGAUGUAGGGAGAAGACAGGAGGAUGUGCAGACUGUGGACUGUGCCAUGCCUGCGCUGGAGAGACUGAGGAGGAAACUGACAAUAGAGGAAGUAAAAAAUCAAGACUGCUGCGCAUGUUGAAGAAGUAUGGUUUAGCUCAGCGGGGUCAUGAUUCUGAUGACGAAGAAGCCCAGGCCAUUGCAGUGGGAGAUAAAGUGAGAGUCACUGCUGAUGCACAAACACUGCCUAUUCUACAACGGGAAGGAGGCAUUGAAUGGCAUGAAGACAUGUUACAAGUCAGAGGAAUGGAUGGAAAAGUCACAACUGCUUCAGCAAAAAGUGUCACUGUCCAUUUUCCAAACCAUGGAAGGUGGUCAUUCGUUCCUGGGUGCCUGACAAAGGUCCGAGUUAAACCGAAGGGUGAAGAAACCUAUCAGAAAGGUGAACUUGUUCGAAUAAUGAAAGAUGGAAGACAACUGAAGAGGAUCCAGGGGAGCCAUGAUGGCUACAGCCGUGACAUGGAAGCGGCCGUUGGGAAGACAGGAUGCGUGAUGAAAUGCAAGGAUAGAUCCGUAAAAGUAGACGUAACAGGGAUAAGUUGGUGGUUCCACCCUUCAGCUCUGUCCCGAGCAGUGCUAAAAGAGAGAGAACCAUUGGAGGUGUUGCACAUAAGAGAUGGAGACAUCGUCAAGGUAGAUGUUGAUGCAGAAACCUUCAAGACUAAUCAAGUCUGCCACGGGGGAUAUGUGGACAGGAUGGAGAAGUCAGUGGAGGAUUUUGGCGUUGUCCAUCAUUUGGACAUUGAUGGUGAUGCUGUGGUCUAUUACCCAGAUGGCACUAGGUGGUGCAUUAAUGCCAUGAGUUUGGGGAAAGUGGACCCGGCAGAGUGUGGCCAGAUAGACGUCAGCUGUGUGCUGGAGGUUGCAGACUGGGUCAAAGUUGAGGCUGACAAGGACAAGAUCAAACGUGUUCAGGAAAGGACGGACAGCAUCAAAUGGCAAGAGGGGUACUACAAGACUGCUGGAAAGGUGGGCCAAGUGAGAACCACAUACCCAUUCAACGAUGUGAUAACUGUGCAGAUCGAGGGUAGUGGGUAUCCCCUGAAUCCGAAGCUCCUCCGACGAGCAAGCCCGGCAGACCUGAAAGAGGUAUUUGGAUCUGGUGAUAUAAAAAAUCCAGGCUUCACUAGAGGAGACCUCGUGAAGAUUGCUGUGGACAUGAACAGGCUGAGAAUUCUGCAGGAUGGACAUGGUGGAUUUGUGGACAAAAUGGAAGAGUUACUUGAACUUGUAGGAUGCGUGAGCUUCAUCGACCGGGAUGGCGAUGUCUAUGUUCGUUUCAGCAUCAGAAGGCUGUGCUUCAACCCAUUUUCUCUGACCAAGAUAACCCCAGAAGAGGACACAUUCCAGGUUGGAGACUUGUUAAUGAUUGAGUCAGAUCGGAAACGAUUCCAGGAGCUCCAAAGACCAGCAAAACAUGGAAGAUAUAACCACAAAAUGCUUUCGGCCUGUGGAAAAGUUGGAAGGCUGCAGAAUGUAAUAAGCCAUGACAGAGUGAGAGUGAAGGUCUUAGGAAGGACAUGGGUCCUAAACCCGCAGCUGGUAACCAGAACAGGGAACCCAGGACUUGGUACUGGUGACUGGAAAUCAGCUACAAUCUGUGCUCCAAACAAGCAUGACUGGAGCACAGGCCGCUGCCUGGUGUGUGUCAAAUGUGGGGAAUGUACUCACUAUGGGAGGUUGUGCCCCGCUCGAGAGAAACCAGGACGAUACCCUGGCAGUUUAUGCGGUUGUGGGAAUGGCCAUGCAGGCUGCGAUGACUGUGGAACGUGCAGAGGAUGUGCAGGAGAGAUACAGAUUCAUGAGGACAUAGAAUCUAAUGGUAAAGAUGGCUGGCAAGGGGAUGCAAUGGAGAAGCUAGGUGGAGAACACCAACCAACUUCAAGUGAAAAGACAGCUGCACAUAAAGUGAUCUCUGCUGUUCUUAAGAAGAUGAGUCAGGCUAUAGAUCUGAUGAAGAAGAGUGGAGAUGAACAAUCCACAGAUGCAGCAAACAUGAAAACUGUCUUGGAGAAUGAUUUUCUCCUACCAUUCACAAAGUAUGCAAGCAGCACACACAAGAAGCUGAUGGGAGACCAUCUGGCCAAUAUCAAUGCAGCUCCAGUUCUGUUAGAUCAGUACUUGAAAUGUGUGCCUGCUGAAGACAUCCAGGGACGAGAUGACCUUAGAAACUCCCAGUUUGAUCAUGAGUGUCUCCAGCUACUGCGAGAACUCCUCAUCCAUUGCACAAACGGCAGCUUUGAGUUCUGCCGAACAGUGGGAAGAUGCAAUCUUCUUGCUACACUUCUACAGGACCUUUCUACAUUCCACAGGAGGAAGCAAAAUGAUACGACAUGGCCAGCAAUCCAUUCACUUGUUACAAUCCUCUCCAACUGUGCAAGAGUCCCCGAGAACCAAGAAUACUUUUCCAGCUGCAAUGUAGUGAGCAUUUUAACACCUUACCUGAGAAGCAAAGAUGAGGGAGUCAGGAUCACCACACUUUCCUGCCUAGCCUUCAUCGUAGAGGAGGACAACCUGCAUUUCAUCCGACUGAAUGUGGACAUGACAGAGCUGAUUGUGUCUCUUCUGAGGGAUGCUCUUGACAAUCCUGACCAUGUCACGACAAGAGGAGGCUUUCAGUAUCCUGCCUUGCAGGUUACCACCAUCAUAAGUGUUCUUGUCCGUAAUGAACAAAACAAACUGAUACUUGUUAAAAACGGCGUGCUGGACUUGCUCAUCAAGCAAGUAGAAAUGGGUGAUGGUGGAGAGAAGGAGUCUGCACUUCUGUGCAUUAGGAAGUUGGCCGACAGUAAGCUCACCAGUGGCAUCAUCAAAAGGGAGACCAAAGUGAAAAAACUGCUGCUUUCGAUGACGGGAGACAGAAAGUUAUCAAAGCCUGUGCGAGAUGCAGUGGCAAUGACUGUAGAUGUCUUGGAGCAUGGCCCACCCCAAGAAACGAAAGAACCAACCCCAGGGCAAGGGAAUAUCAGCACUAUCAAAUGCACUGACCUGCUAGUCGACACAAAAACACCCCUCGGAGGUGGUGGUUUUGGCCUCGUGUUCAGAGGCUAUCACAGGAGGUGGAUGAUGAAUGUGGCUGUGAAGAGACUCCUUCCACUACCAAGAGAUCAGAAGUUGAGCGUCACUAAAGCUCUGAUUGAGGAAGCCAAUUUCAUGCGAUGUGCCCAAAAUGCCUACCGUUUCAUCGUGCCGCUCUACGGCGUGUGUGUUGAGGAGGAACUGACUGCCCUCGUGAUGGACUUCAUGGAGAAUGGGUCUGUGAGUGACUUGAUGUCUCGUGUCAAACAUGUACCCUGGGCCUUGAGAUGGAGAAUCAUACAUGAGACAAUCCUGGGGAUGAACUUCCUCCACUCAAUGGAUCCACAGAUCAUCCAUCAUGACCUGAAGUCUCAGAAUAUCCUGCUGGAUCAAGACUUCCAUGCCAAGAUCUCUGAUUUUGGUCUAUCUAAGUACAAAAACCUGGCAAGUAAAUCUUACGGAAGUAAGGAGUGUCUUGCUGGUACAAUGACACACAUUCCUCCAGAGAACUUCAUCAACGUCCACCUAAAACCUGGAGAAAAGUUUGAUGUGUACAGCUUUGGAAUACUGAUAUGGGAGAUUCUGACAGGGCAGACACCUUAUGGAAAUGCCUUCAAUACUGCUCAUAUCCGAUCGUCUGUCACCGAUGGACAGCGGCCUGACAGAAAGGCCAUCCCCAAAGAAGGUCCAAAUGAGCUCCCAUUCUUCAUACAGCUGAUGGAGGAAUGCUGGCAUCAACUGCCAAGAGAGAGACCACAGUUUCGAGAACUUGGUGAGCGAGUGCAGGGUGUAAUGCAGCGAACAAAUGUGCAGGUUGCAGAGGCAGUAUAUACAGUGAGGACUGCUCUAGGGAAAGAAGAAAGAGAUCCUAUUGAAACACAACCGCUUGCUGCAGGUGGCGGUCCCGAUGCAAAAUAAAAAAUCAGAGAAACAUCAGCAUGGCAUCUGUGUUAUGUGUAACUGUUACAAUAACUGCAGUUAUUGAACUCAACGUUAAGUGUACAUUACACAUAGCAUUACAUGUAAAUUACGAAGAAUAAUUUCUAAUCAAUCUUUGACCAAUGGUAAUUUCAUCAUUUUUUAUUUUGUUGCCGACAAGUUAUGAUGGCAAAUAGCUCCAGUUACAACCUAAGACUUUCGAAAAGGACUAGACCUGUGCUUUGAGAUGAUAACGGCAAGUCAUCAAUGUUGAAUUUCCCUUUGUUGAUUAUCAUACAUUGUGUCAUGUAUUUGAGAUGUGGGUUAUUCAACGUAUCUUAACUGUAUAUUAGGAGAACUUUGAUUACUUAAAUCGAAUUCUCUAUUCCAUAAUCUCUUUACAUACAUGUAGGCUAAUUGCACAUGACUUAUGAAUCAUGUGAUUUUCUGUAAAUGUCAUAUACAUAUGUAAUGGGCAGAAGUCACUUGUAGAUUCUGAGGUGCAUAUUGUGUUUAACUUCUGCAUUGAUAUUCUUGGAUUUUUGUGUGAUAUGCACAUAUUAAGAAGCAGCACGAAUCAAAUUUUAUCACCUACAUUGGAUUUGUAAAACUACUGUACCAAUAUAGUGUUAAGUGUAAUGAAUAGCUUAAUAAGCAAGAUUGACAUAAGGAACCCUUAGAAUCUCACCAAUAAAUGUUUGGAGUG
Branchiostoma belcheri (Belcher's lancelet) is the source of this 9696-nucleotide messenger RNA. RefSeq lists its product as uncharacterized. The coding region runs from base 144 to 8990 and encodes 2948 amino acids. Gene Ontology annotation, biological process: protein phosphorylation; protein ubiquitination. Gene Ontology annotation, molecular function: ATP binding; ubiquitin-protein transferase activity; protein kinase activity. Gene Ontology annotation, cellular component: cytoplasm. The transcript is spliced from 32 exons. The record is from RefSeq and is a predicted model, not a curated record. Lineage: Eukaryota; Metazoa; Chordata; Leptocardii; Amphioxiformes; Branchiostomatidae.